AUGCGUGGAGCGAGCACGGGGCAAGAUCCCUCUCCUCAAGCUCCCGAGUCUGCGGGCACGGCGCCCAUGGAUCCCUCGGAGAAUGUGGAGGCCUCUGGUCCAGAAUCGACCCCCGAUCAGAAGGCCUCCGAUGCCGCUGAAGUCCAGCAGUCCUCUCAGCAAGUCUCCUCAUCGGUCGCAUCUGCCUCCAACCCAGAGGCUGAAGGGGCUGACGCGCCGAAGAAGCGUAGUCUGUUGAUCCCAAUUCCGUCGCGCCGGUCCUCAAAGGCAGAUAAACAGGCGUCGGAAAAGGCCGAGGAAACGGCGCAGGAAGCCCCUGCUCGCCGGGGCUCCAAGGUCAGCAUCCUGAAGGUGCAUAGGGAUCGUAGUCGCGCAAGCAGCAGACGGUCGCGACAGGCGCAGGGUGUGGCAAAUGUGGAAAAAUCCCCAGAGUCAGCCACCCCAACCACCCCGGAAUUGAAUGGCCCUCCGCGGUCUCAGAAGAAGAGCAAGUUCUUGUCGUUCCUGAGCUGCUGUUCCUCACCUGGCGUGGAUGGCGAUGAUGAUGCGGUUCCUGCAAAGAAGUCGACCAAGCAAGCGCCUGCUUCCAACCGAUUACCGACCCCCGACAAGGCAGAAGCUCGCACCGGGGACUCAAGCACCGCCGAAUCAAGAGAUCCGUUUUUUGACAACGAAAAAGCGAAUUUGACCGUCAGCGACCAGCCGAAACCAGAAGAACCUACCGCCCAGCUUCCACUUAAUGCGCCGGGUGAAGGAACUUCCACUGGAAUCAGUCAGCCUGAAGAAACCGUCAACGAAUCUGAUGAUGUUCACCCAUCCCACGGACCUGCUUUGACCAACGGUGCCGUCCCCGAACCGAAGGCAGAUACCUCUUCUCCCGAGGAGGACCAGACAACAGAAGAACCCUCAGUUAAGCCCACCACUAGAGAACCGUCCCAUGGUGAAGUCGAAGAUUCUUCGCACCAAGAGGAUGUUGUUCACCAAGCUCCUCAGUCAACCAUCGCAUUACCUCCUCCUCCGCCCCCACCGGUGCCAGAAGUGCCCUCGGCGCCUGAAAGAGAGGACCAGCAGUGGUUACUCCCGCCGCUUGCGCCAAACCUGCAAGGACGGAAAUGUCUUGUGCUGGAUCUUGAUGAAACAUUAGUCCACAGCAGUUUUAAGGUCCUCGAGCGUGCCGAUUUCACCAUUCCUGUCGAGAUCGAAGGUCAAUACCACAACAUCUAUGUCAUCAAACGACCCGGUGUGGAUCAGUUCAUGAAGCGGGUUGGUGAGUUGUAUGAGGUGGUUGUGUUCACUGCAUCGGUUUCCAAGUACGGUGAUCCGUUGCUAGAUCAGCUUGAUAUCCAUAAUGUGAUCCAUCAUCGGUUGUUCCGAGAGAGUUGUUAUAAUCAUCAAGGGAAUUACGUGAAGGAUCUCUCUCAAGUUGGUCGUGACCUCCGCGAAACAAUCAUCAUCGAUAACUCUCCUACUUCGUACAUUUUCCACCCUCAACACGCGAUACCCAUCAGCAGCUGGUUCUCUGACGCACACGACAACGAACUGCUUGACCUUAUUCCUGUUCUCGAGGAUCUUGCUGGAGCUCAAGUCCAAGAUGUCAGCAUGGUCCUGGACAUCACUCUGUGA
This is a messenger RNA of Penicillium odoratum, 1623 nucleotides long. RefSeq names its product putative general stress response phosphoprotein phosphatase Psr1/2 (gene psrA). The transcript is spliced from 5 exons. Gene Ontology annotation, molecular function: phosphoprotein phosphatase activity. Gene Ontology annotation, cellular component: plasma membrane. The coding region runs from base 1 to 1623 and encodes 540 amino acids. The record is from RefSeq and is a predicted model, not a curated record. Lineage: Eukaryota; Fungi; Ascomycota; Eurotiomycetes; Eurotiales; Aspergillaceae.